AUGCUGGCAGCCAUGUGUGUUCCUAGCAAUUUGAAGCAGUUCAAAGGCGUACAAGCUACCGUGGUGGAAGCUAAACGCCAGACACAACUUCGACUACAACGCUCGGCAGAAGCGGACGAUCAGAGUCAAGACAUCCUUUCUCAGCUCCUGAGCAAAGUGGGGCAGAAAGAUAGUGAAGCUUGGUUCACACACAAAGAAGUCACAUUGGAGUCUUGGGCUGGCAUCAUGGCCGGCGCUGAUUCUGUCGCUGUCAACUUAAGGGCAGUUUUAUACUACCUUAUGAGAACACCCGAUGCCAUGUCUAAAGCGACCCAGGAGCUACAGACCCAGCAACACCUCCUCAACACACCUGUCAGCUUUGAAGAGUCAACGAAGCACCUACCGUAUAUCAGUGCGUGCAUUAAAGAAGCCUCUCGCCUUUUUCCAAGUACCGGAUUCAACAUGAGUCGGAUAGCUCCUGCACAGGGUAUUACCCUGUCUGGCAUCUACAUUCCGGCUGGAUACCACGUCGGUAUCAAUCCGCAGAUAGUACAAUACGACAAGAAGCUCUUCGGCGAAGACGCUUCGGAGUUUCGACCAGAGCGCUGGCUAGAGAGCGAGGCCAGAAAAUUUGAGAUGGAAAGGGGGAUGUUACUGUUCGGUGUAGGAAAGAGGACAUGUAUCGGGAAGAACAGCUCCUCCGCUGUUUCGACAUGCACAUGGCUCAUGAUCGACCCUGGAAGACGUUCAAUGCUGGAUUUGUGA
This is a messenger RNA of Alternaria viburni, 744 nucleotides long. RefSeq lists its product as uncharacterized. The record is from RefSeq and is a predicted model, not a curated record. The transcript is spliced from 2 exons. The coding region runs from base 1 to 744 and encodes 247 amino acids. NCBI's taxonomy places the organism in Eukaryota, Fungi, Ascomycota, Dothideomycetes, Pleosporales, Pleosporaceae. Gene Ontology annotation, molecular function: iron ion binding; heme binding; oxidoreductase activity, acting on paired donors, with incorporation or reduction of molecular oxygen.